Cercospora beticola is the source of this 2261-nucleotide messenger RNA. Its product is annotated as serine hydrolase domain-containing protein. NCBI's taxonomy places the organism in Eukaryota, Fungi, Ascomycota, Dothideomycetes, Mycosphaerellales, Mycosphaerellaceae. The record is from RefSeq and is a predicted model, not a curated record.
CGACUUGCUGGUGUGCAUGCUAGCUCGUAUGGUGGUGAGAUCCACCAUCCAUCAAGAACGAUCUCUGUAAGGAUGAGCCUCUCGGCGCCAGUCGGGAGACGGUACUUCCGGUAGGAACAUGCAGCCAGGACCAAACACCGCGUGCGGCUGGCCUCUUAACUCAGUAAUCACGGUGAGUCGUAACGACAGGCAUUUUGAUGACUUUACUACUGCAUUUGCUUCAAAGUUGGGCGUGGACCAUGUCGGGUAUGAGGACAACUGACAAACAGCACUGAAGCGACGUUUGAAAGCCGAAUUUCUCCCAUCUAUCUUACAAUCCUACACAGUCGAAGGCCACCACGAAACAUUGCCUGGCGAUACUUUCGCGUUGCGCAAUCAAGAUGGGCAUCUUAAAAGACCUUGAGACAUUCAUGGUCAACACUGGCCAUCUUAGAGAGGCCGGCAUUCCAUCAGUGUCAGUGGCUUAUCUCGAUGAUCCUCUAAGUCCGAUACAGCACAACGUCACUUCGAGAGGCGAAGAGAAUUGCGAAACGAUAUACCAAGCCUGCAGCAUAUCGAAGGCGAUAACAGCGUUAGCUGUCGCCAAGCUUGUGGACCAAGGCAGAUUGAAAUACGAGACCAAGGCCAUCGACCAUAUCCCAGCAAACAUCAUAAACGCUAUUGUCGACGAUAAUACAAGACAUUUGCUACGAUAUGUGACGAUAGCCAUGCUUCUCAGCCAUCGGUCCGGCUUGUCCCAACAUGGCUUUCCCGGAUAUAUGGGCGAGCCUGCGAAGUACGCGGAGAUUUUUACUGGCAAGCCGCCUUCCAACACACCGCGAAUACGGUUUGACAGCUUUCCUGGGAGUUGCUUCAGCUACUCGGGAGGAGGCUUUACCCUUCUACAGUUAGUACUGGAGCAGAUCACUUGGACACCGUUCGCCGACCUGAUGCAGGAAAUGGUAUUGACGCCAUUAAAUAUGCAUCGAAGUCGCUAUGGCGAUCCCGCUCCUGGCGACAAUAACUAUGCCAGAGCACAUGUGACUGCCUUCACACCCGGCACUCCCUCACCUCGGGGCUACCAUCGAUUUACGGAGCUUGCAGCAGCUGGACUUUGGACGACCCCUUCGGAUCUACUCAAAGCGACUUCCGCAAUACAGAAAUCGCUCUAUUCAAACGACGGCUUCCUGACUACCAAGACAGCACGCAAGAUGCUCAGUCUCGCAGCUCCUCAUGAUGAAAACUCAUCGAUGGGUCUUGGAUGGGCUCUGAACGAGACGUUCUUCGGGCAUUCGGGAGACAACGAUCCAGGAUAUACCUGCUACGUGCUUUCCACGCACAGAAUCAAAGAAAUACCUGAAUGCAUUAACAACCCUCGCCUCAUGAGCCUCGCCAUCAUGACGAACUCCGCCCUCGGGUGGCCGGUAAUCAAGAAAUUGGUAGCGGCAAUAUUUGCGUUCCGAGGUUGGCCACAGUACGAUAAACUGCCCGGUUGUGGAAAACUGACCGACAUUGUGCCUUACCCUGUUCCCGAAGGUGUCAACUUUGGAGACUUGUGGACUGAUUUUAUUGGCACAUGGACAGCGCGAAAGAAACCGCCACAGUCCAGGAACUCGCCACCGACACCAACGAUCUCUGUGACACCGGCGAAUGCGUUUCACUCUUUCCAGUCUCCACAAAUUCAAAGUCCCGAUGGUCGCGUUCAAACGCCCACUCUCCUUGUGAAUUCACUGAAUCUGGGAGGCGUUGGUACGGGAACAAAGACACCAACCAGCACAAACUCAAAUGAAGUGACUGUAGGAGAGUGGGAACUCUUCUCGGAUAAUGGCAUCCCCAUGCUUGCCUUCGAAGGCGUUGGUGAAUCAAUGCGACUACACCCAGGUGCGGCUCCGUGGUACAGGUUAGGUGGCCGCGUCGUCCAGACUUUCAGUGUGAUUGGACUUGAGCUGGCGAUCAGAUUGUGCUCGAACAAGAAGUACCUGGACUGGGGUGUCAUGAAUGGGGGUUCUCCUGGUGGUGGUGCUGGAUGGCAUGCUGUUCCGGUAGGCGGUGGUGGACAAGAUGGUGGUGCGGAGGACGAAUUGUGGAUUGAAUUGGUCCAAGGAAAUGAUGGGGAUGUGGUAACAUUGAGGAGAGUAGGGUGAGAAUAAGAAGUGACACACGUUGUACGAGAUUGCGAAAGCUUGUAAAAAAAACCGGGUGGUUGUGUAACCAUCGCCUCCAUCAUCCAGAAUUUAGCGUUCAGAUUAAAAUCACGAAAAGACAAAAUCUCAACUCCUCCC